GGCGCGCAUAGAUUAGUGGUCAGUAAGUUGUGAGAAUGUGUGGCCGAACAGAGGCUACCCUCCGAGCCUACCUGAGUCGAACACUUGGCGUAGACGAGGACUCCUGGACCAUCCAACCCUCCAACAUCGGUGGCCGGGGGGUCUUCGCCACCCGGGACUUGAAACCUGGAAACCUAGUGUUCCAUGACAGGCCGGUAGUCUGGGGUCCCAGAGCCAAGCCAGAUGAGCCCAUGUGCAGUUCCUGUGGAAGGCGGGGGCGUGUCGCCGCUUGCCCCGCUGGAUGUCCCCUGCCUGUCUGCAGCCCCAUCUGUGCUGCAUCUCCUCUUCACAUAGAGGAGUGUCGCCUAGCCAGUUCCAACAUAGACCUUCCUACUGGCUGUUGGCGUCUAGAUCUUGUAGGGAUUGUGACUCCCUUAAGAUGCCUAUUCCUAACUCCAGAGGACAGGGAAGUUGUUCAGUGUCUUCAAGGAAAUACUGGGAAGAUCCAUGGUGUUGAGGUUGAUUUGAUGAAGCACCACAUGAAAGGCAAGUUGAAGCGAGAAGACGAGGAGUGGAUGCGUCAGUGUUGCUGUGUCAUGGACACAAACUCUUUCGAGUUUCUUCGAGUGUUUGAGGACGGCGCUCAAACCAGCCUUCGAGGCCUGUACCCUCUGGCAUCCAUAAUGAACAACGAGUGCAGUCCUAACACAUGCCAUGUUUAUGACGCUAAUGGAAUUAUGAAGGUAGUGGCAGCCAGGGCUAUUACCAAAGGAGAAGAAGUUACAACUUCUUACAGUGUUCUGCUGUGGAGCACAAACAUCCGCAGGAUAAACCUGGCCAAGACAAAACACUUUCUUUGUAGAUGUUCUCGCUGUUUGGACCCCACAGAGUUUGGUUCAAUGCUAUCCUGUCUGCCUUGUACCGAUGUUCAGUGUCGAGGUCUGCUCCUCCCGGGGAACCCUCUGAAACCGAAUUCUCCUUGGUUUUGUGGCUCUUGCUCUAUGGAGGUAUCAGCCAAGCAGGCCGCCCAGUUACAGGCCGCCCAGGGUGGCUUGGUACAGACCCUCAGCUUGUCAGAACCACCCUCAGUAGCCCAGUUCCUCACUGACAGCUCACUCCCUCCUCAGAGCCAAGUCAUAGUGCAGCUGAAGCUAGGGUUGGUUUGGCAGCUUGGCCACAAGCCUACCUUCACUUGGCCAGAACUCUCAGAAGAUCUGCUGGACCUGAAAGUCAGAUGCUGUAGAGACAUUCUACAUUUGUUAGAACUGCUUAAUCUUGGAGAAUGUCGCACUAAAGGACUUAUUCUAAUGGAACUACAUGCUGCGCUGAGUGAAAAAUAUCGAAGAUUAAAAAACUGUAAUCAACAAUGCCAGGACAUCAAAGAUGAAGCAAAGUCAGUAUUGAACGCUGCAAUUUUCAUUUUGGGACAUGAUGCAGCAGCACAGAAAGAUUUGAAAAUAAGAUUGGAAGAGAUGUCUCAAAUGGCAUAGGUUUCACCAGUCUAUUCCGUGAUACAUUCCUGUGGUGCAAUGUAUAUAUACAUCAGAGUAAAACGUCUAACUGAAAACUGAAACUGUCGCUUUCCUUGACCUCACUAUUGCAAGGAUGUAUAUGACUGUAAUGGACUUCUCUAACGUUACUCCGUUCAAAAAAUUUAGGCUGUUUUCUGGGAAGAUUUACAGGGUGUUAAUAGAAAACUUUACAACUUUAAGAAACCCCAAAACUUUUAUAACAAUCAAAGUCUAGGAAAUCAUUUCAAGUUUUGGUACAUAAUAAAGGAAUUUACCUAACUUCAAUUUACAAUUAUUUGAACGCAAAUAAGUCUUCGGACCAAUCACAAACCAUAAAAAGAGUCAAUUUAUUUCAGCAAAGUUUAAAUUUGAAGUUUAUAAGCACGGAAUCAAAGCAAUUUCAGGAUUCUGUAUACGGUAGUGGUUUAGUGUGCUACUCUUCUGCCGCACAUCUCAUGGACUGUUCACAAAUAUUGGUUGAACACGACACACAUCUUCCUCGCUAACUCGGGGUUGGCUGUUCCCUUUCUUGUGAUGGAUGGAAACUGACCUUUAUUCAUUCAAACUUAUAAUAACUAGAACCAAGCCCUAAUUGUAGGACUUAAAGGAGGAUUUCUAUUGUAUCUUGGCCAAAAACUCCGUUGAACAACAUCAUUCUUAGUUUCAA
This is a messenger RNA of Macrosteles quadrilineatus (aster leafhopper), 2157 nucleotides long. RefSeq names its product SET domain-containing protein SmydA-8-like. The record is from RefSeq and is a predicted model, not a curated record. The transcript is spliced from 9 exons. Lineage: Eukaryota; Metazoa; Arthropoda; Insecta; Hemiptera; Cicadellidae. Gene Ontology annotation, molecular function: protein binding. The coding region runs from base 36 to 1469 and encodes 477 amino acids.